GCGCGUCCCUGGGCGGCGGCGCCUCCCGCGCGGUGGCCGGGCGGCGGCAUGUCGGGGCGGCAGGGGAACAAGCUGCCCAGCAACCUGCCGCAGCUGCAGAACCUCAUCAAGCGCGAUGCCUCCUCCUACACGGAAGAGUUUCUCCAGCAGUACCACCACUACCAGUCCCACCUGGAGAUCUUCGCCUUUCAGCCGGACAAGCCGAGCAAGGACCUGGCGGAGCUGGUCAUGUUCCUGGCGCAGGUUGCCCACUGCUACCCGGAGCACGUGGCCGGCUUUCCCCGGCAGCUGCAGGAGCUGCUCUCCCAGCACCACACCGUCCUGGACGCAGACCUGCGCAUGACGUUCUGCAAGGCUUUGAUCCUGUUAAGAAACAAGAAUCUGGUCCACCCCACGAGCCUGCUGGAGCUCUUCUUUCAGCUGCUGCGGUGCCAUGAUAAGCUGCUACGAAAAACUUUGUAUACUCACAUCGUGUCGGACAUCAAGAAUGUCAAUGCUAAACACAAAAACAACAAAGUAAACACAUCCUUGCAGAACUUUAUGUAUACGAUGCUGAGAGACAGUAAUCCCACUGCUGCCAAGAUUUCUCUGGACGUGAUGAUUGAGCUUUACAGAAGAAAUAUCUGGAAUGAUGCCAAAACUGUAAAUGUCAUCACAACUGCCUGCUUUUCUAAAGUGACAAAGGUUUUGGUUGCUAGUUUGAAGUUUUUCCUUGGGAGAGAUGAAGAUGAGAAACAAGACAGUGACUCAGAAUCUGAGGACGAUGCUCCCACAGCCAGAGAUCUGAUGGUAAGGUACGCAACUAACAAGAAAACCACCAAGCGCAAGAAGAAACUAGAAAAAGCAAUGAAGGUCCUCAAGAAACAGAAGAAGAAGAGCAAGCCAGAGGUGUUCAACUUCUCUGCUAUUCACUUGAUUCAUGAUCCCCAAGACUUUGCAGAAAAACUGCUCAAGCAGCUGGAGAGCUGUAAGGAACGAUUUGAAGUGAAGAUGAUGCUGAUGGACCUAAUAUCUAGGCUGGUUGGAAUACAUGAGCUUUUUCUUUUUAAUUUCUACCCCUUCAUUCAGAGAUUCCUCCAGCCCCAUCAGAGAGAAGUGACAAAGAUUCUUCUGUUUGCUGCACAAGCUUCACAUCAGCUGGUACCACCUGAGAUUAUCCAGUCAGUGUUAAUGACUAUUGCCAACAACUUUGUCACUGACAAGAAUUCUGGAGAGGUCAUGACUGUAGGAAUCAACGCAAUAAAAGAAAUAACUGCGAGAUGUCCAUUAGCCAUGACUGAAGACUUGCUCCAAGACCUUGUUCAGUACAAGACUCAUAAAAAUAAAAAUGUGAUGAUGUCUGCAAGGACUCUGAUUCACCUUUUCCGUUCCCUGAAUCCAGAGAUGCUGCAGAAGAAAUUCAGGGGUAAGCCUACUGAGGCCUCGUUGGAAGCCAGAAUCCAUGAGUAUGGAGAACUGGAUGCCAAAGAUUAUAUUCCAGGAGCAGAAGUACUGGAUGUUGAGAAUCAAAAGGAAAAGGGAGGAAACCAAGAGGAAGAUGGCUGGGAAAGCGCUAGUCUGAGUGAGGAUGAAGAUAAUGAAGAUGGAGAAUGGAUUGAUGUUCCUCAUUCCUCAGAUGAGGAGCAGCAAGUAGUAGCAGAGAAGGUGAAAAGCAUGCCAAUAGAGGAACGAAAAGCCAAAGCUGCAGCAGUCAGUACAAGCAGGCUGCUAACCCAAGAAGACUUCCACAAAAUACGCCUUGCCCAGCUCUCCAAAGAACUUAAUUCUGCCCCUGGUAAAGCUGCCAAGAGGAAAACGAUUGAAAUAGAUGAUGAAGAGGAGGGCAGGGGAGAGCUGCUUUCACUCAGAGAUAUUGAACAUCUGCAUAAGAAGCCUAAAUCGGACAAGGAGACCAGACUGGCAACUGCAAUGGCUGGAAAAACAGACAGAAAAGAAUUUGUGAAAAAGAAAACAAGAAUUAACCCAUUUGCCAGCUCUUCCAACAAAGAAAAGCAAAAGCACAAGAACUUCAUGAUGAUGAGAUACAGCCAUAAUGUCCGGACAAAAAAUAAGCGUUCUUUCAGGGAAAAACAGCUGGCUCUUCGUGAUGCACUUCUGAAAAAGAGAAGACGGCUGCUGAAAUAACAAAAUGGUGAUGGAGAGAACUCCUUCACCCUUCAAGAAAUGCCCCUUGAAAUACCUAUUUCUAAGCACCGCUACCCCAGAGGAAAAACGGGACUGAAAUGCCUUGUGGAUUUAUCUCUGUUCUGUUCAGAAUUACUAAUUGAACACUUCCAAGCUGUCGGAUGUUGCAUCCACAGGGCAGAUGGAAGAGGCCUUAAUCCUUGCGGGAUUUUGAUUAUCCUGAAAGCGUUAUAGGGAAGAAGGCAAUUACCUUUACUGAAUAUAAUUUACUUACAGCUGAUUUUGUAUGUGUAAGUAUUAAAACAUAUAAACUUAUCGUAAAAAUGGUUUCCCUGAAGCAAUUCCUGAAUAGGUAAAUGGAAGGAAAAACAAUAUUCCAGCCUAGUCUGUAAAGUGCGUGCGUAUGUCUGUGCCUGUCCAAGGGAUGUGCUUUUA
Cuculus canorus (common cuckoo) is the source of this 2559-nucleotide messenger RNA. RefSeq names its product SDA1 domain containing 1 (gene SDAD1). The record is from RefSeq and is a predicted model, not a curated record. Bases 49 to 2124 code for a protein of 691 amino acids. Gene Ontology annotation, biological process: ribosomal large subunit biogenesis; ribosomal large subunit export from nucleus. The transcript has 22 exons. Gene Ontology annotation, cellular component: nucleolus. Lineage: Eukaryota; Metazoa; Chordata; Aves; Cuculiformes; Cuculidae.